AUGUCGAUUGUUCAAGAAAAUGCAUGCGCCUUGAACGCCCAACUUGAUCGCCUCCAACAGCAAUUCGCCCGCCCGGAGAAGCUUUUGUACACCGACGAUGUUCCCACGCGGCAUGUGCGCAGUCUACAGAAUGUAGUCAACGCGGUGUCGGUGACAUCGAAGACCCAGCCGCUCUUGUCUCCCAGUCGUUUGGUCGCACUGCUGUCGGAUCCUGCGUUUACCGACACUCUCCCGACAACGGGGGCCGGGACGGACGAUGCAGCCGAUUAUAUGUGGCUGGUCGCUGCCAAGGUGGCUGUGCAGGCGUCCGGUCUGCUCAUGAAUACUUUGCUCGAGCACACUGUGCAGCUGCACGAGGAGACCUAUUACUGGAAUGAGAUGCUCGGGUCUAUUUGGUACAGUGGCCUGUAUGCGGUUCAAACGUCGCCUGUGCGGCUUUGGCACUGGACCAAGGGUAUCUCGCCAAUAGGGGAUUCCAAUCAUGCCCAAGAGUUCCUCUCGACAUCUGUCGCCGCCACAUGGGCCCGAUUUUAUCAGGUCGCCCGGCAAAGUAUGCAGAGAAUGUCGGAACAUCCCCUUCAUCUUAACUUGUCGUCCCCCAUACGAUCAUGCCGGUCUGAAAUUCGCCAGAAACGAGAUCUUUUACUCUCCAUGAAGGAUAUUCACACCAGCAGUCUGGGCCUGCUCAUGGAAGGAUGGCAUUCAUUCCAAGCGAAAGAUCUCCUCUCCGUCAAUUCUGCUGGAGAAAGGGGACAGUGGCAGGAGGCAGUGAACAGGACGGUUGUCCUGACCGAGGCCAUCCUGCAUCAGGUGGCCGUUCCGUCCAGUACCAUUGGCUUCGAGCAGAGGGUGUAUGCGACCAUUGAGAAGAACACGGCGAGCCUGCAAAUGCAGAGCGGUCUUCCCUCCAACCAGCCCAUGCAUCUGAUCCAGCGACUCACUCACGUCCUUCAUGAUCAGUUGCCGAAGCACAAAGCCUCAAUGUCCAUUUUUAUCCGUGAUCACGGGCGCCCAUCGAGACUUACCAGGUACUGGCUACCGGUAAUGACAGCAGUUAUGUCGAGUAGUGCUUCUCUGCGGCUGUUACUUCGUCGUCAGGAUGAAAUCAUUCAAUGGAUUGUUAACAUUGGAGCAACUAUCGUUGACUUUGGCAGCAAUUGGGUAGUGGAACCCAUCCACAAACUCAUCGGAACCAUUCGACACGAUGAGAAAAGCGAGAUUGCUAUCAUGAGUAAGAACAGCCUGUUGGCUGAUCGAGCCAGCCUGGAGAGGAUGGUGAUUGACUUUGUCCGUGAUCGUCCCGACCCCGAUCAAAGUCACAUGCUGGGGGAGGAUACCACCGCUAUUACCAACGCUGUGAAGGAGGGGGAUCUGACACCAGUGUUGAGAGCAUACGAGAGGGAUCUACGGUCACCUCUCGUCGGGACCGUGCGAGGCGAUCUCAUUCGCGCCCUUCUGAUCCAGAUCCAGAAAACCAAGGUGGACGUCGAGAUUGCCAUCAGUGGCAUUAAUGCGCUCCUGAAAAGCCAAGAGCUCGUUUUUGGCUUUGUUGGCCUGACGCCCGGGAUUCUCGUCUCUUGGGCCACUCUGCAGUGGGCGGUCGGGCUCUUCGGUAAUCGAAGAGGUUUUCGAAGAGGCAAGCGCCAGCAUGAGCUGCGACGUGGAUUACGCAAUGUCACUCGGGUUCUGACUUCUGCGCCGCUUGACAAUGGGGUGAUAUCACACAAGGACUCAGGUCAACUCAUCUACGAGGCUGAGGCUCUUCUUCAGCAGGUGCAGGGAGUAUUUGGAGGCAUGCAGUAUCGAGAGUUCCGGGAAGAUAUCCAGGAUCUGCUUGAUGUGGAGCGAGGAGUCGACAGGCAGCUCCGGGUGGUGGAAAGAAUGCGAUGGGCGUAUUUCCACUAG
Molecule: messenger RNA, 1905 nt
Organism: Penicillium maclennaniae
Lineage: Eukaryota; Fungi; Ascomycota; Eurotiomycetes; Eurotiales; Aspergillaceae
Product: NCA2 family protein
Exons: 4
Coding region: 1-1905 (634 amino acids)
Cellular component (GO): mitochondrial outer membrane
Source: RefSeq, a predicted model, not a curated record